GGCCGCGCGUGUAUAUACCAGCUGUCGCCGCCAGUGCGCGCCAGUCGACCGCAGCGCUCCGAGCCGGUAACACCGCAGCCAGCCAGACCACGCGACCACGCCCCAGCAUCAUCAUGACUAUAGACUUCUACUACCUUCCCGGUAGCCCACCAUGCCGCUCAGUAUUGCUGGCCGCCAAAGCAGUCGGGGUUGAUUUGAACUUGAAGCUGACCAACCUCUUUGCUGGCGAGCAUCUCACACCAGAAUACCUGAAGAUGAAUCCGCAGCACACGAUCCCUACAAUUGAUGACGGUGGUUUCUAUCUGUCUGAAAGCCGAGCGAUAUUGGGAUAUUUGGUGGACCAAUAUGCCAAAGAUGACUCUCUGUAUCCAAAGGACCCAAAGAAAAGAGCCCUGGUUAACCAGAGACUGUAUUUCGACAUGGGGACCCUCUACAAAAGUUUUGCAGAUUAUUAUUUUCCAAUUGCAUUUGCCGGCGCUUCCCCUGAUCCGGAGAAAAUGAAGAAACUCGAGGAAGCAUUUGGCUUCCUGGACAAGUACCUGGAAGGACAACAGUGGGCCGCGGGCAGCAAAAUCACAAUUGCCGACUUCGCCCUUGUGGCAAGUGUCUCCAGCGCCGAUAUCGUAGGAUUCGACGUGAGCAAGUACUCGAACGUUGCGAAAUGGUUUGAGAAAUGCAAGAAGUCCAUCUCCGGCUACGAGGAACUGAAUCACAAGGGAUGCAUUCAGUUGAAAGAGAUGUUGGACAAAGCCACAAAGAAGUGGUGCUGCAAGCGAGAAAACAACAGAGCACCCGACAUGAGGACGUCUCUGCUGCUGAGCUGCUCUGCUGCUCUGCUGCUGUGCUGCUGCGCUGUCCUCGCCGGCGCUGAGGACUUCUGCGCCGCGGGCGAACGUGAAGACGGCGUCUCCUGCGGCGCAUCGAGGAUCGACCUGUACCUCGUGAAGGGCAGUGCGCCCUGCCGCGCCGUUCUCUUAGCGGCCAAGGCCGUGGGCGUCGACCUCAACCUGAAGCUCGUCGACCUCCGAGCCAAGGAGCACUUGACCCCGCAGUUCCUCAAGAUGAAUCCACAGCACAAAGUUCCCACCAUUGACGACAACGGAUUUGUUCUCGGAGAAAGCCGGGCCAUAAUGGGUUACUUGGUUGACCAGUACGCGAAGAAUGACUCUUUGUAUCCGAAGGACGCAAAGAAGAGGGCAUUGGUUAACCAGAGACUCUACUUCGACAUUGGGACUCUCUACCAGAGGUUUUCUGAUUACUGCUAUCCCAUAGUUUUUGAUGGUGCUGCUCCUAAUCAAAAAAAUCUGGAGAAACUUGAAGAAGCGUUUGGAGUCUUGGACAAAAUCCUGGAGGGCAAGAAGUGGGUGGCAGGUAGCAGCUUGACCAUCGCAGACAUCUCGCUCACAUCCUCCGUGGCUGCACCUGUUGUUUUGGGAUUUGACUUGAAGAGGUUCGAUAAUGUUGCCAGAUGGUUUGACAACUGCAAGAAGUCAAUUCCUGAGUACCAAGAAGUGGCCCAAGAUGACCUUUUGGCUUUCAAGAACUUUAUGGGCAAAGCCAAAUUUAGCUAAUGAGGAUGUGUUUAUUCAUUAUUACCAGCGGAGAAAUUUGAAUGAAAGAAUAUUAUAUGCAUAACAAUAUUCGGUAGAGAGAGUGUAUCAGGCCUGUGUUAUUUAUGUAUAAAUAAAAAAAACCACUGACAA
Molecule: messenger RNA, 1703 nt
Organism: Bacillus rossius redtenbacheri
Lineage: Eukaryota; Metazoa; Arthropoda; Insecta; Phasmatodea; Bacillidae
Exons: 13
Coding region: 114-1571 (485 amino acids)
Biological process (GO): glutathione metabolic process
Molecular function (GO): glutathione transferase activity
Source: RefSeq, a predicted model, not a curated record